Messenger RNA from Oppiella nova, 348 nucleotides. NCBI's taxonomy places the organism in Eukaryota, Metazoa, Arthropoda, Arachnida, Sarcoptiformes, Oppiidae. The record is from the annotation of a GenBank genome assembly.
AUGAGGAAAAAUUUCAUUUUGAAAACAUUUCAAACAAAGGGAAGAAAGAGCCAAAAGAAAAGCGAUUUAGAGUCGGGACGAGUGGCCGAAGAAGACUAUGCUUUCGAUAAUCCUUACUUUGAAGACGAAGAAGACCUCAAAACAAAACCACAAACACAUUCACAAACAAAUACUAUUAUUUCAUUGCAAGUAACUUAUUUCGAUACGUUAUCGCAGGGGAAGGUAUGGGAUGAGAGGAAUGGUAGGGAUGGCAGCGAUGCCUUUGAGGCUAUUUCGCCAAAAUUAGUAAUCUGGAUGAGCUCGCAGUCGUUGAACACAAAUCUAGCAUUUUUUGGUCCAAACAUUUAG